This is a messenger RNA of Trichophyton rubrum CBS 118892, 1619 nucleotides long. Its product is annotated as V-type proton ATPase proteolipid subunit 2. The transcript is spliced from 4 exons. Bases 628 to 1230 code for a protein of 200 amino acids. Gene Ontology annotation, molecular function: proton-transporting ATPase activity, rotational mechanism. Gene Ontology annotation, biological process: proton transmembrane transport. The record is from RefSeq and is a predicted model, not a curated record. Lineage: Eukaryota; Fungi; Ascomycota; Eurotiomycetes; Onygenales; Arthrodermataceae. Gene Ontology annotation, cellular component: proton-transporting V-type ATPase, V0 domain.
UAGCAGAGACCGGGAAGAUGCUCCUUUGCCACAAAAUCCAAGUGAAGUCACAGUGAAUGCAGAGCGUGUGCUGCGUCCCUGCGGCUGUAUGGCGGCUGUAUUUGGUGUAUUCACGUGAUCUGGAUCCUGAUUGGGUCUGAAUCUCAAAUCUUUGAACAUCCAAAAGACGAGGAACAGAGAUAAACAAGAGAGACAGCUAGGCAAGAGACUGGAGAAGAAGAGAUAGCGGACGCUUCAUUACGAGAUAGAAAGGCACCCUGUCUAGCGAGAGAGUAGAGUAGAGUAGACGACGAGGACGAGGACGAGGACGAACACGAAGCAGACUCGCUGACGAUAAACAAGAGCUACAGCUGCCUACGGGAACUCAUCAUCCCAGACGGUGGGUGAGAGGACCGCCUUCGAUCACGAACAAGAUACAGCCAGGAGCUGCAGACACAAUGGCAGAGAGCGAGCUUGCUCCCAAGUUUGCCCCCUUUAUCGGGAUGGUUAGUUCUGGUUCCCUGUUGUUGUUAUUGGAUGGCCGGGCUUAAAGUCAUGGACUAACCUCUUAUCAUCGACGGACCAGGCCGGUAUAGCUUCUGCUGUAAGUACCUAUCUACGACACCAACUUAUCAAAGGGCAUUGCUGAUGGAUGCAUUACUAGAUAAUCUUUGGAUGUACGUUUGGCCUUCCUGUGCACAAUGGGAAUAUAGGAAUCUCCUCAUACUGACAAUGUUACCCUUUCCAGGUGUAGGAGCGGCAUAUGGCACAGCAAAGGCCGGAAUUGGUAUUGCUGGUGUCGGAACAUUCAGACCUGAUUUGAUUAUGAAGUCACUGAUACCCGUUGUCAUGGCCGGUAUCAUCGCCGUGUACGGACUUGUCGUUGCCGUUCUGAUUGCCGGAGAUCUGGGGCCACCACCAGAAACGCAGUAUAGUUUAUAUGCGGGAUGUUUACAUCUUGCGGCUGGUCUCUCAGUCGGCCUUGCAGGCCUGGCUGCCGGUUACACUAUUGGAAUCGUCGGCGAAGCUGUAAGUUGUGCCACUACAGCUCUGCUUGAUCCUGUACUAAAAAAAAGAUGCCUAGGGAACACGCGCGUAUAUGCAACAGUCCAAGGUGUUUGUAGGAAUGGUCUUGAUAUUGAUUUUUGGCGAAGUCCUGGGUCUAUAUGGUUUGAUUGUUGGUCUGAUUCUAAACUCGAAGAGUUCUGCAUAGACGUGCUUCAUUUCUCGAGAACUUUUGCUGUCGUUUAAUGGACACUUCUGCUUUCUCCCUUUCAUAUUAUUUACCAUCUCAUCUGCCACGUACCACUUACCACCUACCAUCUACUAUAUCCUGCUAUCUCCAGCAGACAGCAUGCUCUCCAACGUGCCCCCUUGCUGUAUAUACUCCAGCACCGCGCCCCAAACUGCCAUCUAGCCAGGUAUCGGGCUGUUUCGGGAUGUUCUUACCAUUCUUUCUUGCUCUAGACCUGCUUCCUGCGCUCUGCAUGUACUCUACCAAUAACUAAUAUCAUCGUCUCUUGUCUGCUUCCACCUUCCGCUUCCUCUUCCGCCUCCCCCUGCCGUCCUCCUUUCUUCCUCCUCUCUCCCGCCCUGCUCUUCCCUGUCCAUAUACCUGACUAAGCCAUGACUAAUCUCCU